This is a messenger RNA of Coprinopsis cinerea okayama7#130, 1374 nucleotides long. RefSeq lists its product as hypothetical. The record is from RefSeq and is a predicted model, not a curated record. Bases 1 to 1374 code for a protein of 457 amino acids. NCBI's taxonomy places the organism in Eukaryota, Fungi, Basidiomycota, Agaricomycetes, Agaricales, Psathyrellaceae. The transcript is spliced from 2 exons.
AUGCAACCUUCAGCCAAACAGCCCUCCUCUAUGGCCUACAGUCCCUACAAUGGAGACAGGCAAUCGGAAAGUACGACAGGCCAACCUCGCACAAGCCGCAUCACACCCUCCAUCACGUCCUCUCUCCCACCCUACUACGACGCCCGCCAACCCUCCCUCCGAGCACCCAGCACCCUCGUGGACACAGCCACCAGCUACCAAUCCUCCAUCGCGUCCACGACCCAAGCGGGGAGCAUCUACCGCGUGCCCAUCCUCCUCAACGACAGAAACAUCACGAACCACGUCUCCAUCUCGCGCCAAGCCAACCGUUCCCUACUCCGGCUGUUCCACCCCAGACCCAAAAGCAUCGAAACCUUCUUUAUCGAUCCGCAUCUCAAAGUCCCGGAUGGCAUUUUGCAGGCGUUCAAACCUUCUGCGGCGCGGGGAGAUAGUAACAAUGGCAGCCGCGAUCAGCAGGAAGAUAACGCAACCCAAGACCGAAGAACUGCUGGUCGGGUACAACAUCGCCAACGUGGAGAACGCAAAUGGAACGUCAGGCUGCAGUUGAUCGACGGGAGGAUGGGCGUGACGAUUUGUUUGGUGCCAGAUGAUGACCCCCUUUCCGCGUCGAGGCUGAGGAAAGUGGGUUCGGUGGUGUCGAUGCGCACCGCGAGCCGUCACGGAUCGCGCUUGGCCUCCGUCCAGCGCACAAAGCUAAUGGCAGAUCUGAUUUCGACGAAGAAAGCAACAUUCAAAGCGCACCCUUGUGUCAUCCGGAUAAACGCACCAGAACCCCGCCCACCAUUCCUCCUCCGCGCGCGGUGCAAAGCCUCACCACCCGACCUCCCUCCCGACGACACGAUCCCAAACCCACCCUUCCUCUCCUCCUCCCCAAUCACGCUCUACCUCCCCCGCUCGUUCCGCGGGCCACUAACCGUGCACGUCGCCACCGGAAAACUCGACCGGCACCUCUGGCUUUCCCCGGGUAUUACUUCUGUCUCGAGGGUGAUGGACGAGGACAUGCUGCGCAGGGGGUACUUUUUGGGUUAUGUACCCGAUGUGGAGGAGGAGAUUGAGGAUAUUAUUGAAGAGGGGGAGGAACUUCGGGAUGGGGAUGGUGUUGGGCCUGGAGAGGUUGGGUUCGGGCAAGGACAAGGACAAGGACAAGGCCAGAUGAGGCCGGUGCAUCACAGACGAGGGUCGUCCCGGAAUACAUCAUCCUCUACCGCGGGUGGUGGGUCAGCAGCUGGGGCUGCGGCGGAGGAGUGUCAAUGGCUCGGCGAUAAAGUCGAGUUGGACGUGGAAGAUGGGAUGAUCAGGAUCCUCUUCGAGGACGAGGCUUUGGAGGGUGUGUCCGCGAGGAGGAGCAGUUGUGGUUGGUUAUCUUUACUGUAG